Messenger RNA from Paramecium tetraurelia, 969 nucleotides. RefSeq lists its product as uncharacterized. The transcript has 2 exons. The record is from RefSeq and is a predicted model, not a curated record. Gene Ontology annotation, molecular function: tRNA binding. Gene Ontology annotation, cellular component: mitochondrion; cytosolic tRNA wobble base thiouridylase complex. NCBI's taxonomy places the organism in Eukaryota, Ciliophora, Oligohymenophorea, Peniculida, Parameciidae. Gene Ontology annotation, biological process: tRNA wobble position uridine thiolation.
AUGGUAAAAUAUUGCUAAAGUUGUAAUACAUAGAAAGCCUUUAUGGUAAGACCAAAGACUGGAAACCUUAUUUGCCAAAAUUGCUUUUUUUAAGCAUUUGAGGAUGAGAUUCAUCACACAAUCAUAUCUACAUAAAUGUUUAAGCCUGGUGAAAAGAUUGCCAUAGCAGCUUCAGGAGGCAAAGAUUCCACAGUCUUAGUUCACGUUAUUACUCUACUAAAUAAGAAGUAUAAUUAUGGAUUGCAUUUAUACUUAUUAUCAAUUGAUGAAGGAAUUAAGGGAUAUAGAGAUGAUUCUCUAGAAACAGUUAAAUAGAACUAAAUCACCUAUGAUUUGGAAUUAAAGAUCUUAUCCUAUAAAGAACUCUUUAAUUGGUCAAUGGAUGAAGUUGUAGCACAAAUUGGUCUCAAUAAUAAUUGCACAUAUUGUGGAGUUUUUAGGAGAUAAUCAUUAGAUAGAGGUGCAAUAUAAUUGGGAGUUGAUAAAAUUAUAACUGGACACAAUGCGGAUGAUAUGGCAGAGACAUUUCUAAUGAAUCUUUUAAGAGGUGAUAUCUUUCGAUUGCCAAAAUCUACUGCCAUAAUCACAGGUGAUGAUGGAGACAACGGAAUUGCCACAUUGCCUAGGUGCAAACCUUUCAAAUACACUUAUGAAAAAGAGAUAGUAAUGUAUGCACAUUAUAAAAAACUCAUUUAUUUCAGUACUGAAUGCACUUACUCUCCUAAUGCUUUUAGAGGACAUGUUCGAGAAUUAAUUAAGAAUUUAGAAGCCAUAAGACCUAGUGCAGUAAUUGAUUUAAUUCACUCUUGCGAAUAAUUGGAUGCUCCAAACCAAAACUAAAAAUUACCUCAAAAACAAUUGUGUUAAAAAUGUAAUUUACUAUCAUCGAAUAAAAUAUGUAAGGCAUGCACAUUACUCGAAUCAUUAAAUUAAGGAAGAGCUAAAUAAAUAUUGUAAAUUUAGGAGUGA